Messenger RNA from Glossina fuscipes, 1761 nucleotides. It is a transcript of the gene Dh44-R1, whose product is annotated as diuretic hormone receptor. Gene Ontology annotation, biological process: adenylate cyclase-modulating G protein-coupled receptor signaling pathway; cell surface receptor signaling pathway. The transcript is spliced from 13 exons. The coding region runs from base 214 to 1746 and encodes 510 amino acids. Lineage: Eukaryota; Metazoa; Arthropoda; Insecta; Diptera; Glossinidae. The record is from RefSeq and is a predicted model, not a curated record. Gene Ontology annotation, molecular function: peptide hormone binding; G protein-coupled peptide receptor activity; diuretic hormone receptor activity. Gene Ontology annotation, cellular component: plasma membrane.
UAUUAAAAUAUUUAAAGAAAUAAAAAAGUAAACUAUUUAGAUAUUUAUGGAUGAGAGCUUAAAUGCCUUGUGAGCAGCAAUCGGAAGAUGUUUGAUGCAUAUAUGAAAUGAAAUAAAAAACCAGAUUUCAUUCGAAAAAUUCACAGUUAAAAUGCGUUAAUAAAACUGCAAUCAGCCAGUGUCAGCUAGUCUAUCACGGACAAACCAAGUACAAUGAAUACGUCCAGCACACAUUCGUUUGCGUCAUCUGCAUCUGUAUAUGCAUCAGCUACAAACUUUUUUAAGAAUGAUUUAAUCCCGUCUACGGUCACCCAUUCAUCACAGGAUGAUCUGGGUGAUAUUAAUCAAAGCGCUGAGUUACAAUGUCUACUGCAAGAGCACAUUGAUGCAACGACCUUUGGCAAUACCACCGAAUACUGUCUUACCCAAUUUGAUACGAUACUCUGUUGGCCACGUACAUCGCGUGCUACCAUAGCGUUGCUGCCGUGCUUGGAUGAAUUUCAAGGAAUACAAUACGACAGUACACAAAAUGCCACACGCUACUGCCAGGCGAACGGUACAUGGGAGAAGUAUACAAACUAUGAUGCCUGCAUGCAUUUACCCGCGACCGUUACUGUUCCCGAAUUUGAACCAAUUAUAGAAUUGCCGACAAUUAUUUAUUAUAUCGGUUAUACCAUUAGCCUAAUAUCGUUAACGAUGGCAAUUCUCGUUUUUGCAUAUUUCAAGGAAUUACGUUGCUUGCGCAAUUCCAUACAUGCGAAUUUGUUUUUCACUUACAUAAUGUCAGCUUUGCUAUGGAUUCUUACGCUGAGUGUACAGAUAUCUUUACGUAUUAGCUUGGGUAGCUGCAUUAUAUUGGUGGUGCUUUUUCAUUUCUUUACGUUAACAAAUUUCUUUUGGAUGCUUGUUGAAGGCCUCUACUUAUACAUGUUGGUGGUGAAAACGUUUUCCAGUGAUAAUAUACGUUUCAACAUUUAUGUUUUAAUAGGUUGGGGUGGUCCUGCUGUGUUUAUAAUCAUUUGGACAAUUGCCAAAGGCCUGACUCUCUCGCAUGAGAAAGAAGAGAUUGAAAUAAUGGGUUGUCCCUGGAUGCAUGAAACUCAUGUCGAUUGGAUAUUUCAAGGACCUGUAUGCGCGGUGCUCUUAAUAAAUUUAAUUUUUUUAUUGAUAAUCAUGUGGGUCUUGAUAACAAAACUACGGUCUGCCAACACUGUCGAGACACGUCAGUAUCGUAAAGCGGCUAAAGCUUUACUAGUUUUGAUACCUUUGUUUGGCAUAACAUAUCUGGUGGUAUUGGCCGGACCCAACGAAGGUGGCAUUAUGAGUCAUAUGUUUGCUGUAUUGCGUUCGGUGCUCUUAAGCACACAAGGCUUUUCAGUGUCACUUUUUUAUUGUUUUCUCAAUUCAGAAGUACGCAAUGCUUUAAGACAUCACAUAGCCAACUGGCAGGAUCAACGUAACAUUCGAUUAAAUCAAUCGAAACGUUACACUACAAAAAGUUUCUCUAAAGAUAUUUCACCAAAAACUGAAAGCACAAGACCUUUAACAUCGUAUUACGGUAAAGGCAAGCGUGAAUCGUGCGUUUCAUCGACCACCACAACCACUUUAUUAGGUCAACAUCACUCGUUGUCUUUGCAACGCGGUUCGAACGGUGCUUUACAUAUUCUACCCGCCGCCACAGCUUUAGCUGUAAUGCCUCGAGCUGUCAGUCCUUUAAUGAAGGGUUUAGAGGAGAACUCUGUGUAAGGCAAUGAAACUAUA